Messenger RNA from Helobdella robusta, 453 nucleotides. RefSeq lists its product as hypothetical. Gene Ontology annotation, cellular component: SNARE complex; terminal bouton. Bases 1 to 453 code for a protein of 150 amino acids. Gene Ontology annotation, biological process: synaptic vesicle exocytosis; regulation of neurotransmitter secretion; neurotransmitter transport. Gene Ontology annotation, molecular function: syntaxin binding. NCBI's taxonomy places the organism in Eukaryota, Metazoa, Annelida, Clitellata, Rhynchobdellida, Glossiphoniidae. The transcript is spliced from 4 exons. The record is from RefSeq and is a predicted model, not a curated record.
AUGACAGCUUUCUUGGCCAAACAAAUGUUGGGAAACCAGUUGGAAUCUGUUAAAGGUGCCCUCGGUGACAAAGAAAAGGAAGAAAAAAAAAGUGAUGAUGAAGAAGAUCCAGAAAUAUUGGAAGCAAAAAGAGAAGAAGAAGAGAAAAGGAAAGAAAAAUACAGGAAGAUCGAAGAAGAGAGAGAAAAGAUGAGGCAGGACAUUCGAACCAAAUACAACAUUAAGAAGAAAGAAACAAAUGAGCCAGCAGGAAAUGAUCCGUCAUUGGAGGGUAGGUUAGGAAGGAAGAAAAAAAAUCCAGAAGAUCCGGAUGCCGAUGGGACUGCAGAUGUCUCUGAAUACGAGAAUGGAUUUCCAAAAACGUUGAACGAGUUGACAGCGCGUGUCUCUCAACUUCCUGGCCGAAUUAUGGCAUCCGUUUCGGAGGCAUCCGAUCGUUGUUCACUGCAAUAA